This is a messenger RNA of Carassius auratus (goldfish), 3506 nucleotides long. RefSeq names its product oxysterol binding protein-like 10b (gene osbpl10b). Gene Ontology annotation, molecular function: cholesterol binding. Lineage: Eukaryota; Metazoa; Chordata; Actinopteri; Cypriniformes; Cyprinidae. The record is from RefSeq and is a predicted model, not a curated record. The transcript is spliced from 12 exons. Gene Ontology annotation, cellular component: cytosol; membrane. The coding region runs from base 234 to 2771 and encodes 845 amino acids.
CUGAUGUAGCGGCAGCAUUCCUGUCGGUGGAGCGCGGGAGGGGAGUGACCACACACUGCUUCCAGAGAAGCCCACUAAAGAGUCCAAGGCAAGCCAGCAAGAGAUAAAUGAGAGUAAUCUCCAGUCACAUCCUCUCCAUACGAUGAGCAUUUUCAGCAGUAUCUUUGUUUUGCUUUUGAAACUGCUUUGGAUUUUGAACCGUCACAUUUUAUGAUCCAGAGUUUGGAAAAAUCAUGGAAAAAACAUUGAACGUGUCGCAUUCAGGAAGCAGUAAAGGAAAGUGGUCCGCGGAUCUGGGGAAUCCCGCACACAGGCAGGCAAGAAGCGGCUCGUAUAGUCCCGGAACAGGGGCUAUCUCGGACACUCACCCGUCUCAGACCCAAAAGAGACACUUGGAGGGGGUUUUGAACAAAUACACCAAUUUAUUACAAGGCUGGCAGAACAGGUAUUUCGUGUUGGACCCUGAACUCGGCCAGCUUCAGUAUUUCAUCAACGAGCACAGUAAGAACCAAAAGCCACGAGGGUCCCUGCCCCUCAUUGGCUCCUCAGUGGCCCCAAGCGAUGAGUUUCCUUAUAUGUUCACAGUCUCUGCUGCAAAUGGAGAUUUCUUCAAACUGCGGGCUUGUGAUGCGCGUGAGCAGCAGAUGUGGAUGACCCAGCUUCAGCUGUGCACCCGUCGCCACUCAGACGGCAGCGCCAAGUACUCUACAGGAAGCUCUCUCCUUUUCUCUCUGCCGUCUCAUAUUGCACUUUUUCCCACCAUGCACUGCCCUUGCUUCCCCUCCCCCUCCCUGCCUGUAUGUGGCUGCUGUCUUGGUGGUGUCAGGCCGAUGAUGCUCUUUUGCGUGAUGGCAGACCGUGCUGGUGGCACAGGGCCGGUGUCUGUUCCCAUGGGGAAGCGAGGCCUGGGCACCUGCUCUCGCUCUUACUCCUGCUGCUGCCAUUGCUGCUAUCUCUUUCAGGGCUGCACCUCCUCCUCCUCCUGCAACACCUCCUCCUCUUCCUCCUCCGCCGGCCGGACCCGCAGCUUCUCCCUGCAUCCGCACCCCAUCCCACAGUGCUCCUCCAUCUCCGCCCAAAGACAGACCCCCCAGCACGGGACGCCUGCCUCUGUCAUCACCAUCACCCACCACAAGUCUCCCCCUGCCAGCCAACGGGCCUGCAGUCAGCAUCCUGCAGGACUGCACCAGGUCAAAGAGGUCAUGUCCCAGGCAGAAGGCCAACAAAAGAACCUGGUGAAUUCCAUUGAGUCGCUGCCGAGCCGAGGGCCACUGUCCUCCUUGGACCAGGACCUGCUCCUGCUCAAAGCCACGUCUGCAGCCACACUCAGCUGUCUGGGAGAAUGCCUGAGUAUCCUUCAGCACAAUGUGUGCCAGGCGGCCCAACAAAUCACCCACAGUCACAUCCAAGGAUCAAAUACAGAUAAUGUCUCUAAUUGGUCAAGGCCCAAGACCGCAUCAGAAGGCCAUGUGAAGAUUGGAGAAUUGACUCGUAACAAUACCGCAACUAUACAUCAGCCCCACUCUCCACUUCACAGGAACAAAGAACGGCUCAAAGACACGGAGAACUCCAGCUCAGAAUCGGUGGACUCCAGCGAGGAGAUCACAGACACUGAAGAUAAUGAGGAGGAAGACCUCGGAGUCUUGGAUGACCAGAGGAGCAUCAUCCUGCAUCUGCUGUCUCAACUCAAACUGGGCAUGGACCUCACACGGGUGGUGUUGCCCACAUUCAUCCUGGAGAAGCGCUCUCUUUUGGAGAUGUAUGCCAACUUCAUGGCCCAUCCGGAUGUGUUUUUGGCCAUCACAUCUGGAGCGACAGCAGAGGAACGUAUGAUCCGGUUUGUGGAAUACUAUUUGACUGCUUUCCACGAAGGUCGUAAAGGUGCUGUGGCCAAGAAGCCUUACAACCCCAUUCUGGGGGAGAGCUUCCAAUGCACAUGGGACGUACCCCAAGAUAAGGUGCGUCCCCUCAGGACUACCAGCUCAAGUCCAGCCCCUGCAGCUGCUCAUUCCACCCAGACCGCCUCCAAUGAAGGGUUAGGAUCUUACCGGCUACGUUUUGUGGCUGAGCAGGUGUCCCACCACCCCCCAGUCUCUGGAUUCUACUGCGAAUGCAAAGAGCGGCAGAUAUGCGUCAACACCCAUGUUUGGACUAAAAGCAAAUUCAUGGGCAUGUCCAUAGGUGUGUCAAUGGUUGGAGAAGGAGUGUUACAUCUCUUGGAGCAUGAUGAGGAGUAUGUGUUCACGCUGCCGUCUGCUUACGCUCGCUCCAUCCUCACAGUGCCCUGGGUGGAGCUGGGUGGGAAAGUUUCCAUCUGCUGCGCCAAAAGCGGAUACUCUUCCGCCGUCACAUUCCACACCAAACCCUUCUACGGAGGGAAGGUCCACAGAGUCACAGCUGAGGUGAAGCACAACCCCACCGGCACCAUCGUCUGCAAGGCUCAGGGGGAGUGGAACGGGACUCUGGAGUUCACCUACAGCAGCGGAGAGACCAAAGUGAUUGACACCUCCAAACUGCCAGUCAUUAAGAAGAAGAUCCGGCCACUGGAGAAACAGGGCCAGUAUGAAUCCAGGAGGCUAUGGCAGCGCGUGACAGCGGCACUGAAGGCCGGCGACAUCGAUGCGGCCUCUGAACACAAACACCAGUUAGAAGAGAAGCAGAGAAGAGAAGGGAAGCAGAGAACAGCCAGCAGCACCACCUGGAAACCCAAGUACUUCAUUAAAGAGGCGGACGGAUGGGUGUACCACAGUCCUCUGUGGAAGGCGAAGUGAAGUCAAGCUGGAGCCACAUGAUCUGGGUCCGUCACAGACCUCCAGCCCUGCAGAUGGGAGCGUCCAUGUGAGCGAGGGGCUGGCCGACCAAUGGGACUCGAGCAACAGGAAAAGACAUUGAUCCAUUUCUCCAACUCAACUCAUGGAGAAUGCAAGGUGCCAAAAACUAAAAAUGAGCUCGAGGGUGGUUUAAAGAAAAAAAGAAGAAAAAAAAAAAAACUCGAAAGCCCCUUUGGAUAAUGAAGAUUUGGAUGUGGAGGCCUGAACUGUGUGACCCGGUGCAAUAUCUUUAUAUUUGUAUAUUCAUUCUGGUAAUCAAUACUGAGUAAAGUGAUUUUCCACACAGGAGAGAUGUAGCAUCUGUAUCAGAGUAUAAAUGUUAUAUAACUAUUUUAGAACACCAUAAAGGCAGAUAUUGAUGCAAGCAGCAUUCUGGGUAUUCGAGAGCAGUGAUGUAUUCAUGUUCAAUAGAGCUCAUCUCUCAUGAUCUUACCAUUUUAAUUGAAUGACUGAAUCAAUCUUUCCAUACGAGGACAGUACUGUGCUUGAACUUCCUGAAGAAAGAAUAAAAUGGAUAUUUAAAGGAAUAGCUUUUAAAAUCAUGUGCAAAUGUAUUUUCCCCUCAUGAGGAUUUCGUAAGGUCAGUGAUAUGCAUGCAUUUUAGUCACUUCACUUUAAAUUCAAGUUGGGUUCUAAAAAGUAGAUCUUCAGGAGUUUGACCUUUUCACACGGUUU